Molecule: messenger RNA, 554 nt
Organism: Geodia barretti
Lineage: Eukaryota; Metazoa; Porifera; Demospongiae; Tetractinellida; Geodiidae
Source: the annotation of a GenBank genome assembly
GGAGAUUCAUAAUGCGAAAUGGGCGGGCGAUAUGUCUCGGGGUUCUCUGUGUCCUUUUUAUUACCUCUAUGGUGUUCGCACAAUCACAGUCAGCAACCGAGACAAUUAUUGAGAAGAUAGGCGAAUCAGAGCGGCGAGUCCGCGAUCAUGUGGAUGCGAAAGUCAAAGACGUUGAGACAAAAAUUUCGGGAAUUGAUACAAAGGUUGGAACCCUCAGUACAGAUGUAGCAGUAAACAAAACGAAUAUAGGGAACAUGCAAGAAGACAUACGUGAUUUAAAAGGGACAGUGGAUCGGAUUUGGUACGGCAUAUUAGGAAUUUUGGGAACUCUGAUAGUUUCUAUAGGGGGUUAUUUUCUCAAAUCAUGGUUGCAAAAUCGAGGUAAAAAGGACGAUGUGGACGCGAUAGAUCGUUUAACCGAGCAAAUCACCAGACUAAUCUCAGCACAGGCAGCAAUUCCAGAAACGAGAGACGUUCCCGGACACCCCGAAGUACCGAGCGUGGAGCGGUUAGACAAGUUAACAGACGACAUACGGUCUAUACACCAUGAUGAA